AGACAAAAAAAUCUAAAAAAAAAUGAAACUCCUCAUCGUAUUAUUCGCUCUUAUCGCAGCUGCCUUCGCUGUUCCUCAAUUCUACCCCGGAGGCGGUUUCGGCGGCGGUGGUUUCUCAGGAUCUGCUUCAAAUGCUGCUGCUAGCUCUCAAUCUUUCAACCAAGGAGGCGGCUUUGGAUAUCCAGGCGGUUUCGGAGGCGGCUUCAGCGGAUCUGCUGCCAAUGCUCAAGCUUCCAGCCAAUCGUUCAACCAAGGAGGCGGUUUCGGAUUCGGACGUUAAAAAAAAUUAAAGAAAAAAAAACAAAAUUCCUG
This is a messenger RNA of Culicoides brevitarsis, 312 nucleotides long. RefSeq lists its product as uncharacterized. Lineage: Eukaryota; Metazoa; Arthropoda; Insecta; Diptera; Ceratopogonidae. The coding region runs from base 23 to 280 and encodes 85 amino acids. The transcript is spliced from 2 exons. The record is from RefSeq and is a predicted model, not a curated record.